CUGAAAUUAUAUAAAUUUGAGGGGGUAUCCUACAGACCUUUUCUUCUCACCUACUCCUCCCUUUCCCUUUCUUUGCCUUUGACCUCAAAAGUCCAUUCAUCAUGAAGGUCGCCGUCAUUUCAGCAGCCAUUGCCACCGCCCUAUUCGCUGUUCCUUCAGUUGCCAUCAUCGAUACCUUCCUAUGGCCAAUCCCGCAGAGUCUCUCAUGGGGUGAUGGAAAACUCAACAUAGAUAACUCUUUCAAAUUCGAUGCUCCUAACGUUCCAGAACUUCAAGCUGCUGUCGCUCGUUACAAGAAGCUCAUCUGGAAAGAGCGCUGGACUUCCGUCCAAGUUCCCUUCGGUAAUGCAACCACCCAGAACCAUGCAAGUCACGGAAAAUUGAAGUCCAUCAGCAUUUCCAUCAAGGAUAAGAAAGCAGAUCUUUCCCCUGACGUUGACGAGUCUUACACCAUAGACAUCCCCGAGAAUGCAAGUACUGGUACCAUUACCGCACAAACCAUCUGGGGUGCCAUGCACGGCCUCGAGACAUUUUCUCAACUCGUCAAGGCUACCAGUGAUAGCCAUAAUGCAGGCUUGUACGUUGCCAAAACUCCCGUUAAAAUCAAGGAUGCUCCAAAGUUCCCAUACCGUGGUAUCAUGCUUGAUACAGCUCGCAACUUCUACAGUGUUGAUGAUAUCCUUCGUACCAUUGACGGCAUGUCUUACAACAAGAUGAACGUCCUUCACUGGCACAUCACUGACAGUCAGAGUUUCCCUUUGUUGCUGGAAUCUGUUCCCGAGCUGGGUGACAAAGGCGCAUACACUCUCCAUGGAAAACGCCUUGGCUACACCAAGAGCGACGUCAAGCGUAUUAUAAAGUACGCAAGAGCGCGUGGUGUCAGAGUGGUUCCUGAGUUGGAUAUGCCAGCACAUACGGCUUCCUGGAAAGGUGUUGAGGGCAUCACUACCUGUACCGAGCAGUUCUACCUUGACCCAACCAACGACUGGGGUAAUAGGUACGCUAACGAACCGACUGCAGGUCAGCUCAAUCCCAUCAACCCCAAAACGUAUGAAAUUGUCAACAAGGUAAUCGAUGAGGUGACCUCAUGGUUCGACGAUGAGUACUACCAUGGAGGUGGUGAUGAGCCCGUCAACCACUGCUGGCAAGAUGAUAAGGGUGUCAGCGAUUACAUGCAGAAGAACAAUGUCACUGGUGACGAUCUUUUGGAGACCUUCUUGAACAAGGAGUUGGCAACCAUCAAGAAGAACAAGAAGACUGCCAUUCUCUGGGAGGAUGCAGUCACUAGCUUGCACUUGAAUAUUCCCAAGGAGACCAUUCUCCAAGUUUGGACUGGUUCUAUCAAGGAUGCUGUUCAAGCCGGUCAUAAAGUCAUUGCCUCCAGCUAUAACUUUUUCUAUCUUGAUUGCAGAAGUGGCAACUGGAAUGGCAACGACACUACCGUAGAUGAGCAAGUACCCCCUACGGUCCCUCAAAAACUCCAAGACUACAUCAAUAACAACUACCCUGACUGGGCUGGUAAUCUGAUUGCCUCGCCUAACUUUGGCGGCGUUGCUGGAGAUUGGUGUGCUCCAUUCAAAUCAUGGCAGAGAGUGUACAGCUAUGAUGUGACAUACCAAUUAACCAAGGAGGAAGCUAAAUCUGUACUAGGAGGCGAAGUAGCACUGUGGAGCGAACAGAGUGAUUCUAUGACUUUGGAUAUGAAGCUCUGGCCAAGAGCUGCUGCCGCCGCAGAAAUGCUUUGGUCCGGCAGAUACGACAGCACUGGAAAGCAGCGUGAUAUUGGCGAAGCUAUGCCUCGAAUGUUCGAUUGGAGAUACCGACUCGUCGAACGUGGCCUCAGAGCUGAGCCUAUCCAACCUUUGUGGUGCGGAAAGAAUCCUCAUGGUUGUGACUUGAAUUACCCUUGGGUUUUUACUCACCCAAAUGACGGAGGAGGCUACUGAUGAUGACGAAUAGCUCGUGAUUGGCUCUCGGUCCUUAGAUCAAAUAAUGUUAUUAAUAUCAAGAACUGAAGAUGGUAGCGACGUAGUCUUCGCAUGACCAUCUCCCUUCAAACUCAAUGUUAUGUCAAAAAGUUUGUUUGUAUCAAAAGAGCCAG
This is a messenger RNA of Umbelopsis ramanniana AG, 2101 nucleotides long. RefSeq lists its product as uncharacterized. The coding region runs from base 102 to 1946 and encodes 614 amino acids. Gene Ontology annotation, cellular component: membrane. The transcript is spliced from 7 exons. Gene Ontology annotation, biological process: glycosaminoglycan metabolic process; carbohydrate metabolic process. Lineage: Eukaryota; Fungi; Mucoromycota; Umbelopsidomycetes; Umbelopsidales; Umbelopsidaceae. The record is from RefSeq and is a predicted model, not a curated record. Gene Ontology annotation, molecular function: beta-N-acetylhexosaminidase activity.